AUGGUUGAUGCGAAGCUGCGGUUCCAAAGGCAUGUUGAAGAAAUAAUAGAGAAUCGUGACGAAGAGGAUGUGGAGAAGAUCAAGGCGGUUGUGCAAAAGGCAGUAGAAAAAAUCCUGCUGGGAAAGAAGUUUGAUGGGACCAUCUCUGGAGCAGUCGAGGCCUCUAUAAAGGAAGCCAACAAACGGAUCAAUGCAAUUCUGGCACAAGAGGAAUUGGAAGAAGAACAGGAGGAUGCUGAUGAGCCAGCCGGCAUAGAGCAGAAGAGCAGCAGCUUUGCAGGCGCAGCGGCUGAGGGCUUCAAAUUCAUAGGCUCCUUCUUUGCACAAGCAGCCAUGGGCGGUGCAGAGCUUCCUGACCUGAUGAGGGAGGAAGAGCAGGCCUACAACUCGCAGGCCAUCGUGCUGCCGCUCAGGCGGCUGGCUGCAAGCGCAAGCACCGAGGCAGAGCACGAUGCUCUGGUGGGCGGUCCUGGCAUCAAUGUUCCUACUCCAGCAGCUCCCAGCUUGGAAGCUAGCCAGCAGCAUGCUAAGGAGGGCCGUGAAGCACAGCAGAAUGCUCUGAAGGAGCAGACCGGUGACACACUGUACCCUUCCUCUGGACGAGAGGAGCCAAUCAAUAAUGGCGCUACUGAAACAGCCAAUAGCGACGAGAGGAGUGCAAAGAUCCCACGCGUUGACCAGGGCGUCCCAUCGCAAGCUGAGCAGCUGAGUCAUCUCAGAGAGCCACGCGUUCCUGGUGGCCUCCAGGAGGAGGACUGGAACGUGCCAGGUCGAGGUGGGACUGCAAAGACGGCCAGCGAAGCCAAAGCUUCUGAUGUGAAAGGCUCCAUUGGGCAUGGCGAUGCAUUGUAA
Coccomyxa subellipsoidea C-169 is the source of this 852-nucleotide messenger RNA. RefSeq lists its product as hypothetical. The record is from RefSeq and is a predicted model, not a curated record. The transcript has 7 exons. Bases 1 to 852 code for a protein of 283 amino acids. Lineage: Eukaryota; Viridiplantae; Chlorophyta; Trebouxiophyceae; Coccomyxaceae.